This is a messenger RNA of Gavia stellata (red-throated loon), 1190 nucleotides long. It is a transcript of the gene ARFIP2, whose product is annotated as ADP ribosylation factor interacting protein 2. Gene Ontology annotation, biological process: regulation of Arp2/3 complex-mediated actin nucleation; intracellular protein transport. Lineage: Eukaryota; Metazoa; Chordata; Aves; Gaviiformes; Gaviidae. Gene Ontology annotation, cellular component: trans-Golgi network membrane. Gene Ontology annotation, molecular function: phospholipid binding; protein domain specific binding. Bases 43 to 1188 code for a protein of 381 amino acids. The record is from RefSeq and is a predicted model, not a curated record. The transcript has 9 exons.
GCGGGGGUCCCGGCCGCGGCCGGGGCGGUGCAGGCCCUGAGGAUGUCGGAUGGGAUCAUGAGCAAGGCCGCCACUAUGGAGAUCCCCAUCAGCAGCAACGGGGACACAGGCAGCCUGCCGGAGGACGACGGCUUGGAGCAGGACCUGCAGCAAGUGAUGGUGUCGGGGCCCAACCUCAACGAAACCAGCAUUGUCUCUGGCGGCUAUGGGGGCACGGCUGAAGGCAUCAUCCCCACCAGCACCAUCAAAGCCCCUCCAUUUCCAGGCUGUCUUGUCCAACCUCACCCACCCCGAGGACCAUCCGUCUCCCCCAGUGCAUCUGCCGCCAGCAGGAUGGCCAACCAGGCUGGUGCUUCAGCAGGCUCCGGGCUGCACCAGCCCCACCCCAGCCCAGCUGUCGGAGGAGAGGAAGUUGUCCGUGGCAUUGCUGUGGAGAAGUUUGACAUUGUCAAGAAGUGGGGUAUCAACACAUACAAGUGCACCAAGCAGCUGAUCUCAGAGCGGUUUGGCCGGGGCUCCCGCACUGUGGACCUGGAGCUGGAGACACAGAUUGAGCUGCUCCGGGAGACAAAGCGCAAGUACGAGUGUGUGCUGCAGCUCGCGCGGGCUCUCACCAACCACUUCUACAGCCUGGUGCAGACGCAGCACGCCCUGGGGGAUGCCUUUGCGGACCUCAGCCAGAAGUCUCCUGAGCUGCAGGAGGAGUUUGGUUACAACGCGGAAACACAGAAACUGCUCUGCAAGAACGGAGAAACACUACUGGGGGCUGUCAACUUCUUUGUCUCCAGCAUCAACACACUGGUGAACAAGACCAUGGAGGACACGCUCAUGACGGUCAAGCAGUACGAGACAGCCAGGCUGGAGUACGAUGCAUACCGCACGGACCUGGAGGAGCUGAGCAUGGGCCCUCGGGAUGCCAGCACCCUGUGCCGGCUGGAUGCAGCCCAGAGCCAGUUCCAGAGCCACAAGGACAAGUACGAAAAGCUGCGUGCUGAUGUGGCCAUCAAGCUCAAGUUCUUGGAGGAGAACAAGAUCAAGGUGAUGCACAAGCAGCUACUGCUCUUCCACAACGCCAUCUCUGCCUACUUUGCUGGGAACCAGCAGCAGUUGGAGCAGACCCUCAAGCAGUUCAACAUCAAGCUGAAGACCCCCGGUGCUGAGAAGCCCUCCUGGCUGGAGGAGCAGUGAGC